This is a messenger RNA of Pocillopora meandrina, 990 nucleotides long. The record is from the annotation of a GenBank genome assembly. Lineage: Eukaryota; Metazoa; Cnidaria; Anthozoa; Scleractinia; Pocilloporidae.
CAGGAUGUUGUCAAUAAGACGAAAUUUUGUACUAAAUAAUUCAGCUUGACUUUAAAAUGACUGGCAGUGAAACUGGUAUAUCUGAUUUGUGCGAUGAAGAGACAUGUGACACUGGUUUUGAAAAAGAUGUUGACAUGGAAAUCAUCGAUGGGUUUUAUUAUCAAAACGUACCCAUUAUUAACGACAAGGUCCGGUUAUUUGCUGACUAUUGGAUGAAGUUGUAUUCAAAUUGUUGUUUACAACGAGAUCAUGCGGUUCAAUUACUAAAUGACGACAAAGUUGAGGAAGCUAAAGCUACUCUUGAAGAUUGGCCAGAUUCAUUUGGGUCACCUGAUUUACCACAGUUAUUGUUGGAGACUCUUAAUGAACCAAAGCGAAAGAAGCGAUCGCCAUUUACAGUUGAGAGUGAUGCUGUUUCACUUGUCCACCAAAUGAAAGAGAAUUACAUCAGAGGAAAAAGAUUGCACUUUGAUGUUCCAAAUCUAGUUCCAGAAGGCGAAGUUUCGUUAGUCGAGUAUGAGAACUACAUCAAACAUUGCGAUGAGUGCUUUAAGACUGUCGAAAACUAUGUUAUUCAGAAUGCAUUCGUGUAUGGAAUGUGGCUCAGUCGAGCGUUUGAAAAGUUUCAAGAGGAAAAGAGUAUGAAGCGAGUUUCUGGUAACUUCGAUGAUUGGGUUGAUUCGAGAUGCAGAGUUAAGAAAACAAGAGCUCGGCAACUUAGAAUGUUUUACAAGCUUUUUAGUCCUUAUAAAAAGGUGUUAAGAUGUAAGUUACCAUUUAUAUGGUUUGUAAGGAAUGGUAAAACCGUGGUUGAUUAUUUUAAAAGUCAUCACGAGGCAGCACUACCAUGGACCCAUGAACUAGACUGUGCCUGUGAAACUUGCAAGAUGUAAGCUGACACAGCUGUGGCGUGACGUUACAUGGUAGCGACAUAAAAAUAAAAUCGAGUGUAAUAUUGUCUAAUUUUUAUGCAAUAAAAAUAUCAUGCAG